This is a messenger RNA of Monoraphidium neglectum, 825 nucleotides long. RefSeq names its product putative plastid-lipid-associated protein 8, chloroplastic. NCBI's taxonomy places the organism in Eukaryota, Viridiplantae, Chlorophyta, Chlorophyceae, Sphaeropleales, Selenastraceae. The coding region runs from base 1 to 825 and encodes 274 amino acids. The transcript has 6 exons. The record is from RefSeq and is a predicted model, not a curated record.
AUGACCAAGGAGGUGCGGUCCCGCGUCGACUCGGCCCUGGACGCCCUGGAAGCGGUCGGGACGCAGCAGCAGCCGCGGCCGCUGGACAACCCGCUGCUCUGGGGCAAUUACGAGGUCCGCUACACCAGCGUCGCGCGCUCAACAGAGGCGCAGCAGCGCGGCCAGCCGGCGGGCGGGCGGUUCCGGGGGCGGAUCGGGCGCGCCCUCUUCCAGACAACGGGCGUCUUCCAGUCUGUGCUGCAGCCCGACAUUGCAACCAACAAGGUCGCCUUCCGCCUGUUUGGCCUGCUGCCCGGUUACGUGGGCCUGCGCGGCCGCGUAGAGCCCGUGGGUGACGGCGGCGACACUGUUAAGGUGUUUUUCGAGCCACCUGUGCUCUCGUUUGGCGGCGCGCUGACCCUUCGAAUCGGCCCGCCCUCUAGUGUGCAGCUGGCCACCACCUUCCUGGACGACCGCGUGCGGCUGGGCAAGGGCAGCAGAGGGUCCCUCUUCGUGUUCGAGCGCAGCGCAGCGGCGGACGCAGCUGCAAUGGACCGGGUCGGACUUGAGCGCACCACGCCGGCUGGACUGGCAGUCCUGGCUGCCGUCCUGGGCGCCAUGGCCUGGAGCGGCUGGACUCUCUUCCGCACGGGCUCCCUGCCGCUGCAGCUCGGCGGCGCUGCGCUGUGGCUGGUGACCGCCGGCAUCGCGCUCGUGGCCAGGCAAGGAGGGGUGAUAGAGGACGACGAAGAGGUCCAGGAGCGGCGGCAGCAGCAGCAGCGGCAGCAGCAGCAGACAGAGGGGCAGCAGACGGCGGCGGCAGGCGGCAAGCAGGCGGCGGCUUGA